Molecule: messenger RNA, 234 nt
Organism: Alternaria burnsii
Lineage: Eukaryota; Fungi; Ascomycota; Dothideomycetes; Pleosporales; Pleosporaceae
Exons: 1
Coding region: 1-234 (77 amino acids)
Source: RefSeq, a predicted model, not a curated record
AUGUCUCAAGAAUACUGUGGCGUAUGUCCCAAGCCCAGUACCGAAAAAUGUGCAAACUGCUUGAACAUGCCUUAUUGUUCUCGGGUCUGUCGCAAAAAAGAUGCGGAAAAUCAUGCACCGCUUUGUAGCACUAUAUUAGGCAAUCACACGAGCUUUCGACCAUACCCAUCUCACUACCGCUGUAUCUUCUUUCCGGCGGACGGAACAGAACCGCGCUUUGUCUGGUUGAAGUAA